GGCCCGGGCCUAGCCUGGGGAGCGGGUGGGCGCUGGUUUUAGUGAGACGAUCACCACUGCAUGCUGGUAACAUUCUGCUCCGGCCAAGGUGGUGAGGGCAGCAGUUCCUAAGCAGCGCAAAGGCAGCAAGGUUGGUGAUUUUGGAGAUGCAGUCAACUGGCCCACACCUGGAGAGAUAGCUCACAAGAGUGUACAGCCGCAGUCCCACAAGCCCCAGCCUGCCCGUAAGCUGCCACCCAAGAAGGACAUGAAGGAACAGGAGAAAGAGGGGAACGAUAGUAAGGAGAGCCCGAAAACCAAGUCAGACGAGUCGGGAGAAGAGAAGAAUGGGGAUGAGGACUGCCAGCGAGGCGGGCAGAAGAAGAAAGGGAACAAACACAAGUGGGUUCCGUUACAAAUAGACAUGAAACCUGAAGUACCCAGAGACAAGCUGGCCUCACGCCCCACGCGCCCGCAGGAGCCGAGGCAUAUUCCUGCCAGCCGCGGGGAGAUCAAAGGGUCUGAGCCUGCCUCCUAUGUGCCCGUGCCCGUGGCCCCCCCCACCCCAGCCUGGCAACCAGAGACCAAACCGGAGCCCGCCUGGCACGACCAGGAUGAGACAUCGAGUGUGAAGAGUGAUGGGGCUGGUGGGGCUCGGGCUUCCUUCCGUGGCCGUGGACGGGGGCGCGGUCGCGGCCGGGGACGCGGCCGGGGUGGCACUCGAACCCAUUUUGACUACCAGUUUGGCUACCGGAAGUUUGAUGGUACAGAGGGGCCUCGCACCCCCAAGUACAUGAACAAUAUCACCUACUACUUUGACAAUGUCAGCAGCACCGAGCUGUACAGCGUGGACCAGGAGCUGCUCAAAGACUACAUCAAGCGCCAGAUUGAGUACUACUUCAGCGUGGACAAUUUAGAGCGAGACUUUUUCCUGCGACGGAAGAUGGAUGCAGAUGGCUUCCUACCCAUCACCCUGAUCGCCUCCUUCCACCGAGUGCAGGCUCUUACCACUGACCUUUCACUCAUCUUGAUGGCCCUGAAAGACAGCCAGGUGGUGGAGAUCGUUGAUGAGAAAGUUCGUAGAAGGGAGGAGCCUGAGAAGUGGCCUCUUCCUGGUCCCCCAAUAGUGGAUUAUUCACAGACUGAUUUCUCCCAGCUCCUCAACUGCCCUGAGUUUGUCCCCCGCCAGCACUACCAAAAGGAGACAGAGUCGGCACCUGGCUCUCCACGUGCAGUCACCCCAGUGCCAACCAAAACAGAAGAGGUCAGCAACCUAAAGACACUGCCCAAGGGCCUGUCUGCCAGCCUGCCUGACCUGGAUUCUGAGAACUGGAUUGAAGUGAAGAAGCGUCCUCGGCCCUCCCCAGCACGGCCCAAGAAAUCAGAGGAACCCAGGUUUGCCCACCCAGCCUCUCUGCCUCAGCAGCCACCCUCCCAGCAGCUGAUGUCCAAGGAUCAGGACGAGCAAGAGGAGCUGGACUUCCUGUUUGACGAGGAGAUGGAGCAGAUGGACGGGCGGAAGAACACCUUCACUGCCUGGUCUGAUGAGGACUCUGACUAUGAGAUCGACGACCGGGAUGUCAACAAGAUCCUCAUCGUCACCCAGACCCCACCUUACAUGCGCCGGCACCCCGGCGGAGACCGCACGGGCAACCACACCUCGCGUGCCAAGAUGAGCGCCGAGCUGGCCAAGGUCAUCAAUGAUGGCCUCUUCUACUAUGAGCAGGACCUGUGGACAGAGAAGUUCGAGCCUGAGUAUUCCCAGAUCAAGCAAGAAGUUGAGAACUUCAAGAAAGUCAACAUGAUCAGCCGGGAGCAGUUUGACACGCUGACCCCGGAGCCCCCCGUGGAUCCCAACCAGGAAGUUCCUCCUGGGCCCCCUCGGUUCCAGCAAGUCCCCACGGACGCCCUGGCCAACAAGCUGUUCGGUGCUCCCGAGCCCUCGACCAUCGCCCGCUCUCUUCCAACCACGGUCCCCGAGUCGCCAAACUACCGCAACGCCAGGACCCCCCGCACCCCACGGACACCGCAGCUCAAAGACUCCAGCCAGACGUCACGGUUUUACCCCGUGGUGAAAGAAGGACGGACGCUAGAUGCCAAGAUGCCUCGAAAAAGGAAGACAAGACACAGCUCAAACCCGCCCCUGGAGAGCCAUGUGGGCUGGGUGAUGGACUCGCGCGAGCACAGGCCCCGGACUGCUUCCAUCAGCUCCAGCCCCUCAGAAGGGACGCCUGCGGUUGGCAGCUAUGGCUGUACCCCUCAGUCACUGCCCAAGUUCCAGCACCCUUCCCAUGAACUGCUCAAGGAAAAUGGCUUCACACAACACGUCUACCACAAGUACCGUAGGCGCUGCCUUAACGAGCGGAAGCGCUUGGGCAUUGGCCAGUCUCAGGAGAUGAACACACUCUUCCGCUUCUGGUCCUUCUUCCUCCGAGAUCACUUCAACAAGAAGAUGUAUGAGGAGUUCAAACAGCUGGCUCUGGAGGACGCUAAGGAAGGCUACAGAUAUGGUUUGGAGUGCCUUUUUCGAUACUACAGUUAUGGCCUGGAAAAGAAGUUCCGACUGGACAUUUUCAAGGAUUUUCAGGAGGAAACCGUGAAGGACUAUGAAGCAGGUCAACUCUAUGGGCUGGAGAAGUUCUGGGCCUUCUUGAAAUAUUCCAAAGCCAAAAAUUUGGACAUUGACUCCAAACUGCAAGAAUACCUCGGCAAAUUCCGACGUCUCGAAGACUUCCGAGUGGAUCCCCCCAUGGGAGAAGAGGGCAGCCACAAGCGACACCCCGUGGUCGCCGGCAGCGGCGAGGGCCGGAAGCGGUGCCCCUCGCAGUCGUCCAGCAGGCCGGCUGCCACAGCCAGCCAGCCCCCUACGCCCCCCGCCGGCCAGCCUGUCCGGGAAGACGCCAAGUGGACAAGCCAGCACUCGGACACACAGACUGUGGGAAAGUGAAGCCCCGUGGCCCUGGCCAGGGUCAGGGAGGGGUGGGCAGGCAAGAGUCCACAGGGUGCCCAGUCCCUGGAGAGAGGGGACAGAGAAGGGCAGGCUUGGGGUCACUGGGAUGGACCUGUGUGCUGAGUAGCAGUGUGUACACCGUGGGGCUGUCAGGGCCCCGGCAGGAGCUCCAGGCCCCCUCCCCUCCCCUCCCCUCUCCACGACUCUACACCUGAGCUUCUUGUAAGGGGGGCGGGGGAGGGGGGAGGUUUUUUUUAUAUAUAUAUACAUAUAUAUAUAUAUAUCAAGUUUUAAAUUAUUGAUAGUUUGUCUGGAUUACCAAAAUCACUCUGCAGCCCUGCCCGCGGCUGGUAGGCCGCAGUCCCAGUCCCACCCACAGCCUCCUCCUGCUCCCUCAAGCCAACUAUGCAGCCCACGAGAAGGCCCUGUGGCCCCACUGCCCAGCACUGUCCCCUGGAGGGCUCUGGCGGCACCCCCGGCCCCAGGAGCACCAGCCCCGUGGCCAUCUGGGGCUUGUCACCCCCGUGUUCUCGCCCUGCUGUCCCACCAUGCCCUUCUGCCAGCUUCUGGGAGAAGGAAACCAAAGGAUCUGAAACCGGGGGCUGGGGGAAGGUUUCGGCCUCUCCCCGCUCCCCGCUCCCCACACCCUUUACUCCCCAGCCCAGAGAGACGCUGCUCAUACCAGAAAAGACUAUUGAAAGAUGAUUUAUUUUAUUUUUCUCUGACCUUUCCAUCCUUGGGAAAAUGGGGAAAAAAAAGACAAAAUCGACCAUAAAAGACCAAAAAAAAA
Carlito syrichta (Philippine tarsier) is the source of this 3719-nucleotide messenger RNA. RefSeq names its product La ribonucleoprotein domain family member 1 (gene LARP1). Gene Ontology annotation, cellular component: cytosol; cytoplasmic stress granule. The transcript is spliced from 23 exons. Gene Ontology annotation, biological process: mRNA stabilization; positive regulation of translation. Gene Ontology annotation, molecular function: RNA cap binding. The coding region runs from base 248 to 2926 and encodes 892 amino acids. The record is from RefSeq and is a predicted model, not a curated record. NCBI's taxonomy places the organism in Eukaryota, Metazoa, Chordata, Mammalia, Primates, Tarsiidae.